AAGCUCAAUUUGUCUCUAUGGAUCAGUUUUUUUAAAGAAAACUUUUGCACAAUCUAAAACGUUUCUACAUGUUGGUGCCUCGCUUUGCAGCAUGUUUUUGGUGUUUUGCAAACUUUGACAGCCCUGCAGUAAAUGCUGGUGCAACACUCAGCAGCAGCGGCAGCAGCAGGAGGAGGAAACCAACCCAGAUGAGAAUUUCCAGCGGCCGAGCGGGGUUUCCAGUCUGGGCGGAGCGACGCGGCGCAGGAAGUUCCUCUGCAGCCAGAUGGAGUUUCUCUGUUAUUCCGCCGGACAAACGCGCUCCCUGCCGCGGCUAUAAAGACAGAGCGCUGCCCCGAGCUCAGCACACAGCCGGGGAGAGGAUGGCCGUCCUGCUGGAUCUGACCCGCUGCUGCCGCUGCAGCCCCGGAGCCUCCCUGCUGCAGGAAGCGGACUCGCACGUCUUUCUGCUGUGCGGCGCGGAACGUGACCGGCGUGAGAACGGCCUCUGGGACCCGUCCCCGGGAUCCCACAGGAGCGUCCACGUCCUGGACUCCGGGUCCACCGCGGAGCGUCUGUACCGACUCAAGCGGACCCUGGACGAGCUGGACCUGAGUGCUGUCCGGGUGCUGACCACGGCGCGGGGCAGAGAGGUGCUGGCUCGGUACCAGGAGACGCUCUUUACCGCUGUUUAUACCUUUAAUUACGACGUGACGCAGACGGACAAGGUGACCUGUUCGGACUGCUGUGGCUCCGCCCACACGGACUCACCUGAGGGUGACGCGGAGGAAGAAGUGUCGGCCUUUCUGCAGCAGCUGCCCGCUUUGAAGGGAGACAUCAGAACCCUGCGGUCCACUUUGAUCCCAGACUGCUUCGGCCACGGCUUCAGCACCCGUUCAGGCGGCGUCUCCUACAUCCCCACUCUGUCCUCCUUGAAUCUGUUCAGCAGCAGCAGGAGGAGGGACCCGCGGGCCGUGGUGGAAGAAAACAGGCGGCGCCUGGCCGUUCACGCCGGCUUCCAUCCCAUUCCCCUGCGUCUGGUCAAGGUGAACCAUGCCAGCGACGUGUGGGUUUUGGGGAAACCCGAGCCGGAGAGCUACGACUCCAUGGUGACCGAUCAGACAGGGGUGGUUCUGGCGGGUCAGGGGGCCGACUGCUUGCCCAUCCUGUUCGCCGAUCCCGUGAAGAAGGUCAUUGGGGCCGCGCAUGCAGGUUGGAGAGGGACCUUGAUGGGCGUGGCCACGGCAACCGUGGACGCCAUGGUGACGAAUUUUGGUUGUCGGUACGGCGACAUCGUGGUGGCGGUGGGGCCGUCCGUGGGGGUGUGCUGCUUCACGCUGGACAGAGAGCAGGCAGCAGACUUCAUUUCCAUCCAUCCAGACUGCGUGCCUGAUCCAGAGUCGGCCAAGCCACACGUGGACAUCCUCCUCGCCAACAGAGUUCUCCUCCAGCAGCGCGGCGUCCUUCCAGAACACAUCCACGACAACACGGAGACCACCCGGCCCCCCGUGACGCCCUGCACCUCCUGCAAUCCCGACGACUUCUUCUCCCACGUCAGAGACGGCAUCAACUUCGGCACCCAAGUGGGUUUCCUGUGGAUCAAGGAGAGCGGAGAACAGGCCGGCGCUCCGGAGAGCCAGACGGGCCAACAGGGCGGACCUUAAGACGUGGAGAUGAACCAAAACUCGACGGCCGAGAACUUCUUUUAGUCAAAUCCGACGGGUCGGGUUCCAGUUACCGGCAAAGAAAAUCUGAAGUGAUUCUUUGGGAAACUGUGAAGAACUACUAAUCUAGUAGACUACGUACUAAAGAACACCUUCAAAGGACGAAACAGCUGGAAUAAACUACCAGAGUUCUGAGCUGGGGUCACAGUUCAAACUGUAGAUAGAUCAGUAAAACAUGUCUGUAAAUUUCCAUAGUUACUUAUGAAAGCAAAACAACACAGAGCUUAUAGAUUUAAAUUGCCCAAGUCAGGAAAAAAAUACUCAAACCUGCAGCAGAUACUAGAACAGAGACAAAGUAUUAUUUUCCAAUCCUUUCUGCUCAGUGGUCGUUUUAUUACAGCAUAUAAGACCUUCAGGUUUUAUGCACCACAAAAUCUGGAAUAAACUUCCAGAAAACUGCAAAGAUGCAGAAACAUCGGCUCCCUUUGAUUCACUGGAACUGGAACAUUGAUCAAUAUAUUUGCGUGAUGAUUUUGAGAAUGCCAUUUGACAAAAUGUGUCGUUUAUUUCUCCUUCCUUGGAUGGUUUCUGUAUUAUGUUUAUGUGACGUAAAGCACUUUGAACUUUGAACACUUUGAAAUAUUCUGCGCAAAUAAACCUGACUUGAAGACUAAUUGGCUAUGGAGUUAUGAGCAAGUUUACUUACCAAUUUCAUAAGAUAUUAUUUAAAUAAGACAAAACUCGUUGUUCUGGGGGAGGGGGAAGCAUUUAUUUGGAGGUGAAAAGCCUCUAUUUGUAAUAAAGGCAGCCCUUUUUUAAAAAAGAAAAAAAGAAAAUAAAAGUAGUGUUUUCACUGUUCCACUGCUUUUCACCAAAGUGCUAAAAUAAAAACACAAACGCCACGUUUCCAUGACAUUUUCUAACAACAAAAUGAUUUUUCUUUUCCAACUCAGUCCAACAUCAAUAAAUACAGACGCACAAAUUCAAAUACACGACGAAAAACGGGCCGAGGUCAGAUCAUCUGAACAGUGCCAACAGUGACGAGACCAACAUCAACGCUGUUCGACUCUGAACAUGUUGCUUGUGAAGGCAAAGUUUCCUUCUGGUGGACAUGUUGCUGCCAGAACGUCGAUCAGAACGCAAAAACAGACGAGUUAUGAGAAAACGCGUCAAUAAAUAAAGAGCUGAACCCAAAUGCAUCCUUCAGUUACUCUGUCGCAGUUUAUCAGAAAAGUCCUCAUUAAGGCCAGCUCUUCUGGUGUAGCGCAAGCUUCAGAAAACAAAGUUCAUUCUUUAAGUACUUUAUGGAGAUGCAGGUUAAUACGAGUUAGCUGGAGAACGGGGAUGGAAUUUUCUUCAAAAACAAUAAAGACCUAGACAGGGUAAUUUGUCAAGUCCUUUUGAUUUUAUUAAUAGUUAUUUUUGCUCUGUUUGGUUAUUCAGUCCUUUAUUCUUCAUUUCUAUAAAUUAGAUAACUAAAGACAAAAGAGGGCUGUUUAGUUUGUUCCCCCAAAGUAACCAAUAGAUCAGGAGCCUUGUUGAUGUCAGCAUCUUACAGCACUUUCUGCUGAAGGAAAAGGCUAGUCCAAAGUUGCCAAGACAACAGACCCCUGUAGGAACCAAAACAUUCAUGAAAUCCUUAAUGGUUUGAUUUGAGAGACCAUCAACUUUCUGACUUGUUUGGGGG
This is a messenger RNA of Xiphophorus maculatus (southern platyfish), 3330 nucleotides long. RefSeq names its product laccase domain containing 1 (gene lacc1). The transcript has 5 exons. Gene Ontology annotation, molecular function: copper ion binding. Lineage: Eukaryota; Metazoa; Chordata; Actinopteri; Cyprinodontiformes; Poeciliidae. The record is from RefSeq and is a predicted model, not a curated record. The coding region runs from base 69 to 1643 and encodes 524 amino acids.